GAUAUCAUGAGAAGUCAACCGAACAGCCCACCGACACCGACACUGCAUGGCUUGGAGACAAUAUACCACCACACGAACGACCCCUGAUGUGCUCUCCACCAUUUCUUGAAGCCCAUUCCAUGUGUUUUCCUUCUCCUUCUCCCGGACGCACAACUAGAGACCUCCGGCAAGCUCACUUUUCCUGGUGCCAUGAGCCAACAAGAUGCUUCUUCCUUCAUCAAAACAGAAGGAUUCCGCUCCGUUUCAUCGGUCACCGACCUCUCGAGCAACGCGUCGUCGAUCAACUACCGGAAGGCGCGGCAGGACAAGAUCGCCGGGGACGGCUUCUGGUGCGGUGUCCUGUGCAUGCACCUGCCGGGCUUGUCCAGGAGGCGGCCGUUGCGGCAGCAGCAGUCCAUGAGCCUGAGCGAGGCCGACACCGGCCGGGCGAGCACGGCCGCCGGGCCAGCCGGGGACCGUCCGAGCACGGUGUCAAAGGUGGCCUCCAUGGAGAGGUUCAAGUACAGCUCGUCGUCGUCCUCGGGCACCGUGUUCGAGGAGCGCACGGACGCGGGCGAGCAGGAAGAGGAGGUGUCGGCGUACUUCGACCUGCCGCUGGAGCUGCUGAGGAUCAGCAGCGUCGACACGGAGUCGCCGGUCACGGCGGCGUUCGUCUUCGACGGCAGCCGUGGCCGGAGCGCCAAGAAGAUCGUGCCUGAGAUCCCGGACUUCGACUUUAGCUUCCCCGCGCCGCCGGUUUUCUCGAAUCCUUCGUCGCCGAGAUCUUGAAACUAGCUACGCUAUGCGUUGUGCUUUUGGUGUUCGUAAUUAACUUCGUGUAUGCAUGUCGUCGUCUUCUUUUUCUUGCCGUGUAGUGUAUCUGAUAUGCACGUUGUAGGCUAAUAACGAGGUUGCAAUUGUCAUGGCCUCAUGGGUAUGGUGAUUACUUCAACUUAUGCAAAUGAGUAAAAUCCACCGCCGGUCCUUAAACUUGGCCGGCGGUGUCAUCUAGGUCCCUAAACUUCUAAAGUGAUAUAUGUGAGUCUAUAAACUUGGCAAACUGUGUCAUCUAAAUCCCUGAACUUUCAAUGUAAUCACCACAGGUCCCUAAACUUGGCCGGUGAUGUCAUUCUAGUUCCUGAACUUUCAAAGUGAUCACCACAAGCCUCUAAACUUAGCAAGCGGUAUCAUCCCUAUCCAAACAUAGUCUAACCUACUGUAUAAGCUAACGUGAAUCCAACAUAUGUCA
This is a messenger RNA of Sorghum bicolor (sorghum), 1228 nucleotides long. RefSeq lists its product as uncharacterized. The coding region runs from base 190 to 768 and encodes 192 amino acids. Gene Ontology annotation, cellular component: chloroplast thylakoid membrane. The record is from RefSeq and is a predicted model, not a curated record. Gene Ontology annotation, biological process: response to photooxidative stress; photosystem I assembly. NCBI's taxonomy places the organism in Eukaryota, Viridiplantae, Streptophyta, Magnoliopsida, Poales, Poaceae. The transcript has a single exon.